Messenger RNA from Drosophila rhopaloa, 2269 nucleotides. Its product is annotated as L-asparaginase-like protein GD25160. Gene Ontology annotation, biological process: protein deglycosylation. NCBI's taxonomy places the organism in Eukaryota, Metazoa, Arthropoda, Insecta, Diptera, Drosophilidae. The transcript has a single exon. Gene Ontology annotation, cellular component: lysosome. The coding region runs from base 719 to 1930 and encodes 403 amino acids. The record is from RefSeq and is a predicted model, not a curated record. Gene Ontology annotation, molecular function: N4-(beta-N-acetylglucosaminyl)-L-asparaginase activity.
CAGCCCUUACCAAUUGGCAGUCGUUUUCUCCUCGUCUCACAGACGAUUGAGAUGGAAAAGUUUUGUUUUCAUCAGAUAUUUACGCACACAUUCCCAUCACCACACAUACGCAAUCAAGCAAACAAACGAACACCCAUAAAUUUAUAUAGACAAAGUUCGAUGCAUAACAAAUAUUGUAUCUUAUGAGUUUGUCUGGCAGAUAUCUUGCUUGUUGACAAUGCAUGAAUAGGAUAAAUACUUGCAAAUUGUUUGUAGUAAAUAAAUCAUAAACGUAUCUGAGCUAUUCAGGCCUGUAAUGUAUUUGCGGAGGUGUAAAUUCCAUGUUUUACUAAUUUUAUGGUUUGCUUUCGGUAAACAUAUUUUGUGGUCCUCGAAUUUUAUAAGUUGUGUAUGGCUUUGAUGAACUGAAAUAAAUUUAAAUGUAUGCAGUCUACAGAACAUUUUACUACUUUUAAAAUAUUUUAAAUUACAAAAGUAAUUAAAACUUGUGUUUGGCGUUUUAUAAUGUCCAUCUGGUGAUAGUCUACACUUUUAGGCCUGUUUUUAAACGUUAUCUCAAAAAUAGGUUUGCAAUUUAAAAGCUUAAUUUAAUGGUAAGUCGCUACGAAAUUUACAAAAGUGCUAUGAUUAAUGCCUAUUCAGCAGAGUCGCCAGAUUUCUAAUCGUCCCCAUUGUCGAUGGUGGCCGCUUUCAGUCAUGAAUAAGUUCUACCCGGAGUAUGUUUGCGCAAAGUGUUUGCCUUCGACUGCUGAUCCUCCUCCUGCUACUGAAAUCCGCCUGCACCGUCCAGGAAAAAUCCCGCAGAUACUUCUGGAGCACAAAGUGGCGAGAAGGAGCGUCGAAGGUGUUCGCCACCAAGAAGACACAGAUACAGCCGCUGUUGAUCAGUACGUGGAACUACACGGAUGCCAAUCUGCAGGCAUGGAGUGUCCUGCAGCAGGGACCUCGAAGGACUCGGCAGGCGGUCAUUCAAGGAUGCAUGGCCUGCCAGCACCCGCGAUGUGGCCACCUUUUGGCCGGCGGAUCUGCUCCAAACUCCGAAGGCGAUCUCACCCUGGAGGCAGCCAUCAUGGAUGGCGCCAGUUUGGGUUACGGCGCAGUGGCCGGAAUGAAGGGCGUUCGAAAUGCCAUCCUUGUGGCAGAUGCAGUUCUGCGGCACACCAAACAUUCCCUGCUGGUGGGAAAGAGUGCAGCAAGAUUUGCCCGUUCCAUGGGCUACAAGGAGGAUUACCCGGCGAGUGUGCGCACCGAGGAGGUCCUGAAGAAAUGGCAAUUGACAGGCUGCCAGCCGAACUUCUGGCGCGAUGUUCACCCUCCUCCGCUGGACAACUGCGGUCCCUACUCCCCCCUGCCCCGGCAUCUGCUCCAGCAGCCGCUGCACCAGGAAUAUCCCAUCGUCCAGGGUCACCACGAUCAGCUGGCCUUCCUGGCCCUGGAUGCGGAGGGCAAGUUCCAUGUGGCCAGCCACUCGAGUGGUGCGCGAUUUCGAAUUCCCGGUCGAGUGGGUGACGCGGCGGUGCCGGGUGCCGGGAUCUAUGCGGACAACGAGGUGGGUGGUGCGGUGGCCAGUGGGGAUGGCGAUGUCCUGAUGCGCCACCUGCCCGCCUUCCUCGCCGUCGAAGCCCUGCGGGGGGGAGGAACGCCGGAGAAGGCCGCCGAGGGGGUGGUGCAGCGCCUGCUGAAACACAACACCGAGUUCAAUGGGGGCGUGGUGGUGGUCAAUCGAAGGGGCAUCUACGCUGCCGCCUGUGCCGGAAUGGAUGAGUUCCAUUUCGUGGUCAGCGGGGGAAAGGGAUAUCUCAGCAUGGCGCGGGUGGAGAGGAUCAAGUGCGUGGAUCGGGAUGAAGUCGUGGAUGGGGGGCCCAAGGGAUUAUAUCAUGCAGCUCCCGAAAAACUGGUAAUGCCAACGGCAAAGGGAAACAUCAUAUAGAUAGGUACAAGAGGUAGAGGGUCUUAAGGGUCUUAAAAGCGGGUUUUAAGUACGUCCAUAUUAAGAAUGAAGUAAUGGGGUAAGAAAUAUAAGAACAGUACAAAAUGCUUAUAAGUUCUUACAAUAAGGACUUAACCAGCGAAGAUGUAUUGAAGUCACUUUGUGAUAGCGGAAGAUGGAAUUACGUCCGUACCCUUGCUUAAAUGUAUUUCGUCUUUUUGAACGUGAUCAGAAAAGUGAAAAAAUAUAACAAAAAUUCAACAAAAGGAGGAAAGAAAGAAAAAUCAGUUGGAUAAAAAAAAAUAUUAUAUAAAAUUUAGUAUCUAUAAGUUUAGCAAG